AUGGAGGUGUCUUUGAGCCAGGAGGAUGCUGAUCGUGGAGGGAGUGAUGGUGAUGCUUACGAUGUAGAAAAUUCUGAGUUGGAAGACCUUGCCGGACUAAGUGUGAAUAACAUCCUUAAGAAGGCAUGGGACAACGUUGAUAAUGCAUAUGAGUUCUAUCGGGGUUUCAAAAAAUUGCAUGGAUUCGGUGUGCGAAAGGGUGACUCCGGAAAAGACUGUGAGGGGAAUCUUGUAAGGUACAUGUUUUUUUGUAACAAGGAAGGCUUCAGGGAGCGUAAACACUACGACAGGGUUGACAGAAUGAGGGUACACAAACCGGAAACAAGAACUAACUGCAAAGCAAUGUUAUCGGUUUAUUUAGACAAAAAUGAUAAGUAUUGGAAGGUUAGGAAGUUAGUAACCGAACACAAUCACGACCUGACACCGGCAGGAAUGGUGCACUUGAUUGCCAAUCAUCGUCGGUUAACGGAAGUUGCAAAGAGUCAGAUAGUUGGGAUGCAAGCACAUGGUAUUGCGACCUCUAAGAUUGUAGGGUACAUGGCUGGUAUGGCCGGGGGAUAUUCGUUGUUGGGGUUCCUGAAGAAGGAUGUCUAUAACUAUGCUGACAAAAUGCGGCGCAUUAAAAUAGCUGAUGGCGAUGCGAAUUCUGCAUUAGUAUGUCUAGAGGGAAAAGCCGAAUCAGACCCCAUGGCAAUCGCAAAAUAUAAUGUGACUACUGACAACAGGCUGGCGAAUCUGAUUUGGGCCGACGGAUGUAGCAGAGUCGAUUACCAAUACUUUGGCGAUGUGUUGGCGUUCGAUUCAACCUACAGGAAAAAUAAAUACAAGAGACCUGUUGUGAUUUUCUCUGGAUCAAACAAUCAUAAGCAGACCACCAUAUUCGGGUUUGGGAUGUUGCAUGACGAAAGUCUAGCAUCCUAUCGGUGGAUGCUGGAGAAUUUGAUGGAGAUCAUGUGUCGCAAGAAGCCAUCUGUAGUGGUUACCGAUGGGGACAAAGCUAUGACCAAAGCCGUGUCUGAAGUCCUCCCCGAGUCGACGCAUCGGUUGUGUGCAUGCCAUGUGGAGAAGAAUGUCACAUCGAAUGUCAAGGAUGAUGAUUUACGUGGGCUGUUCAGAAGGUGGUUGUACGCAGACAUGAUGACAGAUGUAUUUGAGUCGGAAUGGGAGCAGGCUGCCGAGGACUAUGGCCUCUGCCAGAAGCAGUGGUGGUGCCAGAUGUAUGAGAAAAAGGAGAUGUGGGCAAGUGCUUAUCUCCGUGACAAGUUCUGGGCGGGGUACCGGACCACAUCCCACUGUGAAGGAAUUAACACAUAUGUGAACAAGUUUUCCAAAUCCACCCACACAAUUUUGGAGCUGGUGCAAUGCUUAGAUUUGGUUGCCCGUGAAUAUCGGAAUAAGGAAAUGCUUCUCCAGUUUAAAUCCAUAAACUCGGUUCCGGUCAUGACAACAUGCCUUAGAAGUCUUGAACGACAUGCCGCUUCAGUGUACACCAGAGAAGUUUUUGAUGUUAAGAAGGAGAUCGAGGGGGCUGGUGCGUUGAUCCUGAUUAGCACAAGGAGGAUCAUGAAUACAAUGAUAUACACCUUAGAGGAGUACGAAGAUCCUGAUGUCCACAUAAUGUCCUCAUUUGGACGGUCAACCCGGAAGUUAAGUUGCCUGUGUAAUUUCUGGAAGAAGCAGGGUUAUCCCUGCAAGCAUAUGUUCUUCGUCAUGAAGGCAGAGCACCUAAAGGAGAUACCCGAGAAGAUAGUUCUGCGUAGGUGGAGAACUGAUGCAAAGUCCGCUGAGCAGUACACAGAAAAUUGA
Arachis ipaensis is the source of this 1806-nucleotide messenger RNA. Lineage: Eukaryota; Viridiplantae; Streptophyta; Magnoliopsida; Fabales; Fabaceae. The record is from RefSeq and is a predicted model, not a curated record.